Messenger RNA from Galeopterus variegatus (Sunda flying lemur), 588 nucleotides. RefSeq names its product oxidative stress-induced growth inhibitor 2-like. The transcript is spliced from 5 exons. NCBI's taxonomy places the organism in Eukaryota, Metazoa, Chordata, Mammalia, Dermoptera, Cynocephalidae. Bases 1 to 588 code for a protein of 195 amino acids. The record is from RefSeq and is a predicted model, not a curated record.
AUGGAAAGAAACUAUAGUGACCCUGAAACCGAAGGAGAGAUUUUUAAUUCCUUAGUGCAAUAUUUUGGUGAUAAUUUGGGGCAAAAAGUUAAAGCGAUGCCAUUAGUUGAAGAAACUUCUUUACUUGAAGAUUCAUCAGUGACUUUGCCUGUGGUGAUAAUAGGAAAUGGACCCUCAGGAAUAUGCCUUUCUUAUAUGUUAUCAGGCUACAGACCAUAUUUAUCAUCAGAAGCAAUACACCCAAAUACAAUCUUACAUAGUAAAUUAGAUGAAGCAAGACAUCUUUCCAUUGUUGAUCAGGACUUAGAAUACUUGUCUGAGGGCCUUGAGGGCCGAUCAUCCAAUCCAGUUGCAGUACUUUUUGACACACUUCUUCAUCCAGAUGCUGACUUUGGGUAUGAUUAUCCAUCCGUUUUGCAUUGGAAACUAGAACAACAUCAUUAUAUCCCACACUUAGUUCUUGGUAAAGGUCCACCUGGUGGGGCUUGGCAUAAUAUGGAAGGCUCCAUGUUGACAAUCAGCUUUGGAAAUUGGAUGGAGCUACCUGGACUUAAAUUUAAGGAUUGGAUGUCUAGCAAACGAAGGUAA